Seriola aureovittata is the source of this 2936-nucleotide messenger RNA. RefSeq names its product major facilitator superfamily domain containing 4B (gene slc60a2b). The record is from RefSeq and is a predicted model, not a curated record. The transcript has 4 exons. Lineage: Eukaryota; Metazoa; Chordata; Actinopteri; Carangiformes; Carangidae. Bases 288 to 2159 code for a protein of 623 amino acids.
UCUCAAUAGACGAUCUUUGCGAGUCUCCAGCAGCCAUAAACUCGCUGUUGACAUAUGGAGGACUCCGCGGCUGCUGCGGCGCUCCGCUGUCAUUCCCCGGAACCAUCCCGCUAUUUAAAGAUGUCCGACUUUAUUUCAACGUCUUCGGUUUAGAAACGUCUAAACAGGAAGAGGUGAAACGGGAAGAGGCCAAUUUAAACCGAGGUGGUGCGUCGAUGUUUACUCGGCCGUUAAGCGGCAGUCUGACAGCGCACCAUCACUUCCAACGGUCGCAGUAACUGACAGGAAUGUCUUCGUCCGCCGUCGUGAAGAAGAAACACGUUAGAUUCGCCAGCAUGGAGGAGGACGACGACGACGACAACGACGACCAGGAGGAGGACACCUUGUUCGACAAGAGGAAGGACACCGGGCGAGGGCUGAAGAGUGCGCUGAAGGCGGUCAAGAGGGCGGCCAAGCCGGGAUGCGACGACCGUGUGGAAGUGGUCGGCGGAGGAAGGAGCGGAUACGGAGCCUGCGGCCGCUGGAUCGUCACCCUCGCGCUCUGUGCAUCUUUCCUGGGCUUGGGGAUGAGCAUCUCAGUUCUCGGCCCCACCUUCGAGGACCUGGCUGUGAAUGUGAAGAAGAACAUCAGCAACAUCUCCUACAUCUUCGUCGGCCGCUCUGCCGGAUACAUCGGAGGAUCCCUCUUAGGAGGCAUCCUGUUCGACUGCAUGAACCCACACCUCCUGCUGGGUUUUUCUAUGCUGGUCACAGCUUUUGGGAUGUGUGCUAUCCCCUUCUGUAAGCAGGCUCUGGUCCUCACCGGGCUCAUGUCCAGCAUUGGGAUGUCUAUGGGUGUUCUGGAUACAGGUGGGAAUGUGCUCAUAUUGAACACGUGGGGCGAGCAGGCGGGCCCUCACAUGCAGGCUCUGCAUUUCAGCUUUGCGGCGGGCGCCUUCGUGUCUCCGAUCAUAGCCAAGCUUCUGUUCGGGCCUGAUGGGAACAGCAGCACAGGAACCACACCCCCCAGCUCCUCGCCUCCCGCCGCCACAGAGCAAAUCACCAAAGCCGCCGACGCUCAAACAAUCAUCCGCUACGUCCACAGCCGGAGCAGCACCCUCACAUCCAUGUGGGCCUACGUCGUGAUUGGCUCUUUCGUCUUCCUCAUCUCCUUCCUCUUCUUCGUCCUCUACGCUCGCAGCAGCGUGUCACGUGACAAAGCCCGCCUGUCGUCAGGAAAGCCGCUGGUGGCCAAACAUCAUAUGGCUCUUGUCGUCCUGCUCUUCUUCUUCUUCUUCGCAUACGUAGGUGCUGAGGUGGCGUACGGCUCCUUCAUCUUCACCUUUGCCAAGGACUAUGCCCACAUGCGUCAGUGGCAGGCGGCCGGGCUGAACUCGUUGUUCUGGGCCACGUUUGCUGCCUGUCGGGGGUUGGCCAUCUUCUUCGCGGCGUGCGUGUACCCGGGCACCCUGAUCCUGCUCAGCCUGGUGGGCUCCACCCUCUCCUCUCUGCUCCUCUGCCGCUUCAGCAGGGAGAAGGCGGCCUUAUGGGUUUGCACCGGUCUCUACGGGGCGUCCAUGGCCACCACCUUCCCCAGUGGCAUCUCCUGGGUGGAGCAGUACACCACGGUGACGGGCCACACCGCCGCAGUGUUCGUGGUGGGUGCGGCGCUGGGGGAGAUGGUGCUGCCCGCCCUCGUCGGCUUCCUGCUGGGGAAGUUCCCGGAUCAACCCCUGCUGAUGUACCUGUCGCUCAUCACCGCCACCUUCACCUCCAUCCUCUUCCCGGUCAUGUACAAGCUGGCCUCCGCCCCCAGCGGUCAGGGCAGGAAACCCCGCGGCAGGAGCCAACCUGAAGCCGACGACAGUGAAUUCCGCCAGGCGCUGCUGGACUCAGGGGCCAAUGACGAAGAGGAGGAAGAGGAGGAGGAGAACGAGGCGGAUCAGUGGAACGAUGCAGACUUCGAGGUGAUUGAGAUGGACGACACAGUGAGUUUGGUGAAUUCACCCAGUAAAGCUUCCUCCCUCCCCGACGUCCCCGCUCUGACAGGAAGCUCCGCCUCCAACCUCCAGGUGACGGAGGCCGCAGGUGGAGCCACUUUCUCGGACGCCAUCUCUCUGGUCGGAGACUCCCCCAGACGCAAACUGCUGCUCUCCCUCGACAGAGAGAAGAAAGACUGAAACCUCCUCCUCCUCCUGGGACUCCUAAGUGCUGUUGAUCUCUCUCUGAACAGAAGAACCUGGAAACGUUCAUGUACAGUUCUGAUCAUUUACAGGUCAGUGAAUGCAACACUGGCUCCUGUCCCAAUCGUGCAGCUUAUACAAACAUGUUUCAGACGCCCGCUGGAAUGAAGACGGAGAAGACUGAACUCUACAGCGCACUGCAGACGGUCUUAAUGUGAAGGAUCUGUGUCGGCCCGCUGAGGUCAAAGGUCAGGGUGGGCUGUAGAGCAGAAGCCCCUCAGUGCUGGUAGGAAUUCAGUGCCUUGCUCAAAGGACGCGUGAGCGGAGUGAAUGAGUUGAACAUGGGACACUCGCCCUCGUCAUCAUCAUGUCAUCCUGCUGCCAAAAACCACGACGGAGUAUUAGAACCACACGAGGGAAAAAAGGAAAUUUUGAGAGUAAAAUAAUAAAUUUAAAGGAAAAAGUCAAAAUAUUAUGAGAAUAAAGUUUUAAUUUCAGGUGUUAGGAGUCGAUUCUACUGCCACCGACUGUCCUCUCACCUGUUUUGAUUGGUUGAUGUAAUAUUACUAAAAAUGAUUUUCGUAAAAUUCCGACUUUAUUCUGGUAAUUUUAAACGUUUUGUUUUUUCCCCUCGAUGUGGCCCCACGUCUCCGUCUUAAAACUGUAAUUAAUUUUGCACUGUUGCUGUGAAUGUGAUGACGAUAGUUGUGUAAGAUUUGAAUGAAGUGGGUUUUUUUCGUUGUACUUUUGAUAAAGAUCAGGUUUUGAUGUUUG